UCUGGGCCCCUACUCCCCGUUAUUGUCAAUUCCCUCUCCAAAACAACGUUGGCACACAAAGCUCCAAGUUUUUGUGUAGGAUUGUAGUUAUAAUUGAUCAUAUAUAUACAUACACACACAUUUACAUAUGCUUAAGUAGAUGCAAUAUCUGUGCAAGUUCUGUCUCUUACCAAUCAUUUCAUUUGGUUAGAAAUGGGUUUAAAUCAACAGUUGGAAGAUGACAACGCAGUAUCUGAACUGAAAAACGACGGUUUGAUAGAGAAGAAACUGGAGCUGAUUGUGAUCCGAACGGUCCGACAACUUAUUGGGCCAAUUCUGGAGCCUUUGAUUCGUAAAGUUGUUAAAGAGGAAAUUGAAUCAGCACAAGAAACCAUUUUGACUAGCUUGAAGCGGAAUGAGAUACAUCCUUCUGAGUCGAAAAUCUUACAGCUAUGCUUCUUAGACAAACUCUCUCUUCCAGUACUGACUGGAAUCCGAAUUCAAGGAGAAAAAGGCACCUCCAUCAAAGUUGCUUUAGUUGAUGGUUUUACAAAGGAAAUUAUUAACUGUGGUCCUGAAGCCUCGGCAAAGGUGGAAAUAGUUGUUAUUGAAGGAGAUUUUGAUGACGAUGAAGGACAUGAUUGGACAAUUGAAGAGUUCAACCAAAAGAUUAUUAGAGAAAGAAAAGGGAAAAAAUCUCUUCUUAUUGGAAAUCCAUAUCUGAAUAUGAAAGAAGGAAUUGGUACUUUAGGUGGGAUUUCUUUUACACAUAAUUCAAUAUGGAUGAAGAAUGGUGAAUUCAGGCUUGCGGCUAGAGUGGAGGAUAAUUUCGGUGGGACUAGAGUAAGAGAAGCAAUAUCAGAACCCUUCGUUCUCAAAGAUCGCCGCAGUUCACUGUACGGGAAGCACGAUACUCCAUCACUUCUUGAUGAAGUGUGGAGAUUAAAGAAGAUUCGCAAAGAUGGCCCUUUCCAUAAGCUUUUAAGCAAGGAAAACAUUACCACAGUGAAGGAUUUUCUGACUCUGUUCUUUAUAAACCGUCAAAGGCUCUAUGAUAUCCUUGUUGCAGGGACUAAGAAUGCAGGGACUAAGAUGGUGGAGAUCAUGAUAGAUCAUGCUCGGACAUGUAAACUUGACGAAACGGUGCACUUGUACCGUUCCAGUUCUCAACAAGAAAUUGGGUUGGUUUUCAAUGUUGUGGGACAGUUGAUGGGGCUACUCUUGGAAUGCGAGUAUAUUCCUAUUGAUAUGCUUUCUGAAACUGAAAAGGCUAAUGCCCACAAGUUGGUUGUUCCUGCAUUUGAACACCGGGAGGAUUUUGUCUCUUAUGAAAAUAUUACUUCUCUCAUCCAUGCCUGUUCUGAAACUCAUCCCUCAAACUCACCCAGACUGGAGAAUCCUUGUGGCCAUAACUCUGGGACUUGUCACAUGAUCAAUGGAAACGGCUAUAUACAGCCAAGUACCUCAUCUCUGGAUGAUUGUGGCUGCACUAUUGACGAUGCGAAUUUUACCCUUAUUGAAGAAGAUGAUAUGAAUUUAAUAGUUGAUCCGGACUUUGAUCUAUUAUCCAUGAUUCAGGAUGUUGAUGUGAACGAGGGUUUGUUGUUUCUCAAUAAUGAUCAUAACCCUCAACCUGAGAACCUGGCUGUGGAAUUACCUGCUGCCGAACAAAGAGCUACGAGUGGUUCCCAAAUAAGAUGGCUAAAGCUGUUCAGCGUGCUGCAAUGGGUCAAAAUCAGAAGCAUUGUUAGAAGCAAUCAUAGCAAUCAUGUCCAGAAAAAGCAGAGAUGCUGUUGAUGGGCUAUGCAGUAAAUGAUGUGUAAACUUCAGUUACAUAUAUAGUACUUGUAGUUGCUGCCUGAUGAAGAUUGUGUGCAGAUGUGCAAUGAGACAAGUUGGCUAAUUUUUUUAAUUUACAUGCAGCAUGUAGUUUAUGAAUAGCGAACAGCCUCGCUGGUCACUAUAGAUGACAAAGUGCUAAUUCUCUGAUGUAUGACAUCGAGUCCAUUUCUCAAACCUUCUGUGAGGAUGAGCAAUAUUUCAAUGCUGAUUGUGCCCUUCAAUCCCAGAAUUCAAGUUUGAAGUUGCAGGUCGGUCUACAAAGUGCUGUUAAUAAAUUUCUAUUGGCUCGUUCUAUUGGACAAUGUUAUUCAGUAUGCUGAGAUAGUGAGAUGGUUCUCCGUUUAGAGGGUUGUGGCAAAAAACAGACCAUGUUAGAGAAAUUCAGAGAUGCUAUUAAUGGGCUAUCCAAAAAUAUAUUCCAAUCACAAAUGCAAUGCAGCACUGGUAAGGUCUGCCUGAUUGAAUAUCGUGUGAAGUUGUUGUGUGAGCAGAAGUUUGAGCUUUUGCUAUGCAAGUACAUCUGGUAGUUCAUAUGAUGGCCUUCCUGUUACUGGAUUACAGUAGAUUGUAAAUGUUUAGAUUCUUUGCCGAAUUUGUGGAUUUGGUAGCCAAGGCUCAAAUAUGAAGCUGUAAAAGCUGUCUGCAUUAAGUUCAGUAGUGACUUGGGAUGUUUUAGAUGAGGGGACCGGUUUCCCUCUAGCCACUGCAAAAUGCAGGUUGUAGCCUUGUAGGUUAAGGUUGGCAUAAGCACCUCCAAAGAUUUUCCACUAGAUCUUACUCUGGCCUCUUCAGAUGAGCAGAUUUUGGAAAAUGUUGUCUUGAGAAGUCUGUUAGAAACCCAAAAAUUGGUGCCAACCUAAGGUUGAAGCUACUGUGAUGUUUUGCUUAUAUUUACUCAUGUAUCUUUUCAUAGGAUUCAAGACACUUAUUAGUGGCUCUAAAUCAAGCUUUGGGGACUCAAAUCAA
Cornus florida is the source of this 2787-nucleotide messenger RNA. RefSeq names its product calmodulin-binding protein 60 A-like. Gene Ontology annotation, molecular function: sequence-specific DNA binding; calmodulin binding; DNA-binding transcription factor activity. Bases 193 to 1776 code for a protein of 527 amino acids. The record is from RefSeq and is a predicted model, not a curated record. Gene Ontology annotation, biological process: regulation of salicylic acid biosynthetic process. Gene Ontology annotation, cellular component: nucleus. Lineage: Eukaryota; Viridiplantae; Streptophyta; Magnoliopsida; Cornales; Cornaceae. The transcript has 7 exons.